Molecule: messenger RNA, 744 nt
Organism: Thyridium curvatum
Lineage: Eukaryota; Fungi; Ascomycota; Sordariomycetes; Thyridiales; Thyridiaceae
Exons: 3
Coding region: 1-744 (247 amino acids)
Molecular function (GO): hydrolase activity
Source: RefSeq, a predicted model, not a curated record
AUGAUGCGCUCGAUACUAGCGCUGGCAUGGCUCCUCGGCUGCGCCGCGGCUGCCGUGCUGGACCGGGCAGUCGCGGUCGUGUGUCCGCAGCUUCACAUCAUGGCAGCCCGGGAGACGACCGCGCCGCCGGGCUUCGGCUCGGCCAAGACGCUGGUGGACCUCGUGCUCGACAACUUCCCCGGCGCCACGUCCGAAGAGAUCCAGUACCCGGCCAUCGGCGGCGACGACUACGCCAAGAGCGUCAGGAUGGGGAUCGUGGGCGUCAUCAGCCAGCUGGCCAUGUUUACGCUCUUGUGCCCCGAUACAGUGCUCAUCAUGCACGGCUACUCACAGGGAGGCCAGAUCAUCGAUGAUUCCUUCUGUGGCGGGCCCGACGGCAGGAGCCUGCGGACGACAGGCUCCCUCGUGCCAGUCGAAACAGGAUCCAAGGUCGCUGCUAUCAUCAUGAUGGGCAACCCACGGCACCGGUCCGGGCAGCCUUUCAACGUGGGAAACGCGACCGGUCCAGGGUUUGCGGCACGCCCGGCCAACUUUUCUUGUCCCGUAUAUCAAGACAGGAUGCAAUCGUACUGCGAUUCGCCGGAUCCCUUUUGCUCGAAUGGCACCGACGCCGCGUUUCAUCAGGGCUACGGCGAGAGAAACGGCCAGCAGGCCCUGCAGUUCAUCUUGAACAAGCUCCCUGACAAGGCGCGUGUCAUACAGAUCCCCAGGCCAGCGAACAACACCCUGGUAGACCAAAAAUAG